AUGAAAAAUCAAACAAAAGUGAAAACAUCUAAAAAUGCUCCUCAGAUAAUAUUAGAUUUGAUAGAGUAAGCCAAAUAAACCAGGUUAUAUUUAUUGAAGAGAAUUGGGCCAACUAGUUUAAAGUAUUGCGAUGAGGAUGGAAAUAAAUUUAAAGUAGAAUUAUCGACUACUAUGAUCUGUUCUUGCAAUUAGAAUAACCAGCAUUGCAUUCAUACAAUCCAUGCGUUAUUAAAAGUGUUUCAAGUGGAUGAAAAAUGCCCAAUUCUAUGGUAACAAUAAUAUUCUCAAUAUGAUAUCACAAAUAUUUUAAAUGGAUAAUAUAAAACCAAAUCAUAACAGACUAAAACAAGACAAUAGAUAAGUUAAAAUAAUACUAAUUCUGAAGAUCAAUAAUAAAAUCGAUAAUAAAUAACAGAAGAUGACAUGUGUCCAAUAUGCCAAGAGACUUUGUUAUGUAAUGAAGCCUUGGUGCAUUGCAAAAAGUAAUGUGGAAACAAUUUCCAUGCCAAAUGCAUGAAAGUCUGGGUGAUGCAAAAAUAAACAGCUGGCAAAAAGAUAAAUUGCCCCAUGUGUAGAGUUGAUUGGGGUGACACUGCCUUGGUUGAAAUAAGACAAGAAGAGAAGAUAUUUGAAAACCUACACAAGACUCACAACAAAAUAUGUAGUUAUUGCAAAAUAACACCUAUCAUCGGCACAAUCUAUACAUGCAUCUCAUGUCCCAAUUAUCAUUUGUGUGAUAAGUGUCAUAGUAAAAAGAUCCAUUAAUAACAUAUCUUCAUGUUUAAACACACGAGGCUUGAGAAAUACGUAUUUGAGGCCAAUUGCUCGUAUGAAUCGCUAAUGUUCAUAUUCCCUGAAAAUUUAAAUGCUGGUAAUCAUGAAACUGGAGGACUGAUGUUGGUAGGCACUGGAUUCCAGAAACAAAGCAAAUGUUCCUUCUGCCAUAAACCAAAGUAACUGAGACUAUUGUAAUGCGGUCACAUUGCAGAUGAAGGUUGUCUUAACAGAAUGAAAGAACAUUGUUACUUGUGUCCCAUCGAUAAUCAACCUCAAUUUGUUGGCUUGUUUAAUAAUCUCUCUUCAGAGGAGAAGGCGUUGCAUCUUGCUGAAACAAAAAAAUGGGUCAUUCAAAAAGAAGAAGAACACAGUAUUUUAAAUCAUAAAUUACCUCCUAUUGGAAAACACUUUUCAGCCAGGCCUAAAUAACUUAGUUAAAAACACUUUGAUAAUUCUGAUAAUAAAUAAAUUAAAACCUAACAGUUAAAAUAAUCGUAACCAAUCAAAAGAUAGCUAUCAGCCAAUAGAAGACAAUUAGACAAUCCUUUAUUUAUUAAAUCAGUUAGAUCUCAAAUGGAGAAUAUCAUAUGA
Paramecium tetraurelia is the source of this 1368-nucleotide messenger RNA. RefSeq lists its product as uncharacterized. The record is from RefSeq and is a predicted model, not a curated record. Lineage: Eukaryota; Ciliophora; Oligohymenophorea; Peniculida; Parameciidae. The transcript has 3 exons. Gene Ontology annotation, molecular function: zinc ion binding; ubiquitin protein ligase activity.